CUGUUUUGGUGAGCAUUCAACCUUCAAGCUAUCCCCCAAAAUCACUCUUCUCUCGGUCAAGAUGGUCCAGUCUACUUUCAAGCGUUUCGUUGAGGUUGGCCGAGUUGUCCUCGUCAACGAGGGUCCCUCCGCCGGCAAGCUCGCUGUCAUUGUCGAGAUCAUUGACCACAACAGGGCUCUCAUCGACGGCCCCACCACCUCUGUUCCCCGACAGGCCUUCCCCUACCGACACCUCAUCCUCACCCCCUACACCAUCGCCUCCCUCCCCCGAGGUAUCUCUGCUGGUCCCCUCAAGAAGGCCAUCGAGAAGGCUGGUGUCGCCGAGAAGUGGGCUGAGAGCGGAUGGGCCAAGAAGUUGGCUGCCAGGCAAUCCAGGAAGGAGACCUCCGACUUUGACCGAUUCCAGGUCCAACUCGCCAAGAGGGCUCGACGUGACGUUAUCCGAAAGGCCUACGUCAAGGAGAAGAAGGCUUCUGCUUAAGCGCCUAGUGCUUGAGUAGAGGGAGGGGAGAGUGUACGAUGGGUGUUGGACUUUUUGUAGAACGCUAAGAUGGCUACUGCAAUCGUCCUGGGUCAUGACAUUUGAUCACUGCUACGACCCUGCGCUGUGUCUGUGCUUUGGCAAGCGAGAGAAUGGCAUUUGACGCGGACAUCAUGACUGAACGCUGACCUGCUCUGCGAUCGUCUUCAGUAUCUGCUGAACCACUCCAGUGCUGACCAUCGUGUCUCAAAUCACAUGGUUGGAUCCAUCACCUAACUCUUUUUUUCCGCCUGCAAGCUUUUGAUCCGGUCAGAUGGUUGUGGCCCACUCAACAGAGGGGGUGAGUGACAGCGCUACCCCACUUGACAACGCUUCCACUUGCGAGGAAUCAAGAGUGGCAUGGGAUUGCUUGGGCGUAGCAUGACGACUAUUUUACAGUCUAUCGACAAGUAUGGCCUCGGACUCAUGUCACGUAGCGAACCAUCGCGCAACUACCAGGUAGAGGUGAGCGCAUAGUGGACUACACUGAUAUAUGCCAUUUAGCUACACAUUGAACUUUUUAUCCAUGCGAGGAGGGAGUCGCAAGCGUCGGUCCUGCGAGACAUGCAAGAGAUUAUUGAAAGUCUGCACGGAAAUGCGCCUUCAAUGGUGCUAGCCAUUGGGUACAAAUAGUGCUUUGGCUUCGCCGGGAAGCGGGGACACUCUAUAUUAACAGACUUCGAGGAUCCAAAGUGUAACAGCAGAUGCGGGCCUGUAUACCAUCAAACCACUCGAGCAAUGACCCCAUUUUGACACUCGCCUGUAGAUUGAUCCCACCGCUGUACCCUCGUAAUGAAAUUGAAUGCAAUAAUA
Cryptococcus amylolentus CBS 6039 is the source of this 1333-nucleotide messenger RNA. RefSeq lists its product as hypothetical. Gene Ontology annotation, molecular function: RNA binding; structural constituent of ribosome. Gene Ontology annotation, cellular component: ribosome; cytosolic large ribosomal subunit. NCBI's taxonomy places the organism in Eukaryota, Fungi, Basidiomycota, Tremellomycetes, Tremellales, Cryptococcaceae. Gene Ontology annotation, biological process: ribosomal large subunit biogenesis; translation. The transcript is spliced from 4 exons. The record is from RefSeq and is a predicted model, not a curated record. The coding region runs from base 62 to 481 and encodes 139 amino acids.